Molecule: messenger RNA, 1860 nt
Organism: Meleagris gallopavo (turkey)
Lineage: Eukaryota; Metazoa; Chordata; Aves; Galliformes; Phasianidae
Source: RefSeq, a predicted model, not a curated record
AUGUCUAGGACUGGGAAAAACGGCACUAUAUCAGUGCGAGCUCUGGAUGGCCCCAAAGCCAGCAUUGUGCCAGCCACUUUCAGUAGUGUCUCACCACCUGGAUAUACCAUUUUGGAUGUAGAUGCUAAUGCCCUGCUGUUUGUUGGAGGUUUAACUGGAAAAAUAAAGAAAUCAGAUGCUGUAAGAGUCACCACUUUCACUGGAUGUAUGGGUGAAACCUUUCUAGACAGCAAACCCAUAGGACUGUGGAAUUUCAGGGAUAUCGAGGGUGACUGCAAAGGGUGUGCCGUCAGCCCACAGGUGGCAGAUGGUGAAGGAACAGUCCAGUUUGAUGGUGACAGCUAUGCUGUAGUGAGCCGCCCGAUCCGCUGGAAUCCUAAUAUUUCCACAGUCAUGUUCAAAUUCAGGACCUUCUCAUCCAAUGCCUUGCUGAUGUAUCUUGCUACUGAGGACUUGAAGGAUUUCAUGAGUGUAGAACUCAGCGGUGGGCAUAUAAAAGUCAGCUACGAUCUGGGUUCAGGUACAGCUUCUGUAAUCAGCAACCAAAAUCAUAAUGAUGGCAAAUGGAAGUCUUUUACUCUAUCAAGAAUUCAGAAGCACGCCAACAUAUCAAUUGUAGACAUAGACACCAAUGAAGAAGAGACCAUAGCAACAACCUCUACAGGCAGUCACUUUGGACUCAACUUAAAAGGGCAUGAGAAAAUAUAUUUUGGUGGAUUACCGACUCUGAGAAACCUAAGUAUGAAAGCAAGACCUGAAGUAAACUUAAAGAAAUACACAGGUUGCCUCAAAGAGAUAGAAAUUUCGAGGACCCCAUAUAAUAUAUUGAGUAGUCCUGAUUUUGUUGGCCUAACCAAAGGAUGUACAUUGGAGAAUAUUUAUACAGUUAGUUUCCCCAAGCAAGGCUUUGUGGAAAUGCCACCUGUCUCCUUUGAUGUGGGCACAGAAAUCAACCUCUCCUUUAGCACCAAGAAUGAGUCUGGAAUCAUUUUAUUUGGCUCAAGCGGCACAGUUGUUCCCCCCAGGAGAAAGCGCAGGAACACUGGAAGGAAAACUGCCCCUUUGAAGAGAAAACGCAGACAGACUGGACAGGCUUACUAUGCAGUGUUCCUGAACAGAGGUCGACUGGAAGUACAUAUCUCCACUGGAAUCCAAGAUCCCCACAGGAUCACCAUCAGACCAGAAGCUGUCAAGUUUCAUGAUGGCAGAGCACACUCUGUGAGGAUAGAAAGAUCUAAAGGGAUGUUCAUUGUUCAAGUAGAUGAAGACAAAGUCCAGUCUCAGAGACUGCCAACAGACCAGCCCAUCUCCGUUAGGAAACUCUUUGUCGGGGGUACUUCUUCUCAGUUUCACACUGCGCCUCUCAGAAACAUACCACCAUUUGAGGGCUGUAUAUGGAAUCUCGUCAUUAACGCCACCCCCAUGGACUUCGCUCAACACGUGACCUUUGAAAAUGCAGAUAUUGGCCGGUGUCCCUCUCUGGAACCAGAGGCCAGGCCAUCAGAGGAAGAAGAUAAACCAAUUCAUUCAACAGUCCUGAUCCAACCUCAGCCAGAUGAAGAGAAAGAAACAGCAGAGACACCUCCUGCUAGAGGCUCUCCACCUCCUCCAACAUCUAUAUCGUCCCCACUUGACUCGCUUGCCGCUGAAAUGAAGAGUGCCAGCAUUACGCCUGCAUUUGACCCCAUGACGGAUUCCUGUGCUGCCGACACAGAACCAAGCAUUUUGGAAGGUGGCAAGCAAUUUGGUCUUUCAAGGAACAGCCAUAUUGCUGUAGCAUUUGAUGACACCAAAGUGAAAAACAGGUAUGUUAUUUUGAUAAUGAAUUUUGAUGAAAUAACAUGAAAAUAAAAUGCCACU